AUGGAAUCGCCUUCAGAACUUUCCGAGUACGGCAGCGACGAUUUUCCCGAGGACAUCAAAGGAGGCCGCCAUGCCAGCUACGAAGCCACUCCUGACCACGACCAGCGCCCCAACAAGCGACCACGCCUGAAUAUCCGCGCGCCAUCUUCACCGCCCCAUAUCAAUACCAUGCCGCCCGAGGAAGAGGACGAGCUGUCUGAAGACACAGAUGGCUCGGUCCCUGCGUCGCCACACCACCACCCGGGCAUGUCGCAAGACGACGACUAUGGCCAGGAACAGGUCACUGUCUGCAAAUGGGACGGCUGCACGGCGGGUGACCUGCAGAACAUGGAUAACCUCGUCGAACAUCUUCAUGAAGACCAUAUAGGAACACGGCAGAAGAAGUACAGUUGCGAGUGGAGCGACUGCACAAGAAAAGGCAUACCCCAUGCUAGUGGCUAUGCGCUUAGGGCUCACAUGCGCUCACAUACAAGGGAGAAGCCAUUCUACUGUACCCUUCCAGAAUGCGACCGCUCCUUCACCCGCUCCGACGCGCUGGCGAAGCAUAUGAGGACCGUCCACGAGACUGAAGCACUGCGCCCCUCGGACCCCGUCCCCAAGCACCACUCCUCAAACCCCACAAACAACAAGCAGCGCCUCAAGCUCGUCCUCAACAACGAAGCCAAGAAGCUGCCCCACGACAAAGGCUCAACACCGGGCUCUCCCUCCUCACACUCGCAUCCCCCGAACAGCGCGACCAUUCCGUCCAACGCACCCGCCCCCGCCCCCGACGCCGACUACGCCCACAACAACGUCAUCUACCUGCAAGACCUCGCCAACCCCUCCGCCCCACCGCUCGUCCAAUUCCCACCGGACAUCGAAUUCACACCCGAAGAGCUCCAGCGACCCGCACCCGAACUCUUCCAACUCCUGCGCCGCCAACUCCUGUGGGCAACGCAAGAAGGCGAGCAACUACGCGCCGAAGCCGAGGAGCUCGAACACACCCGCCAGGAAGAAUGGCAAGCCAAAGAACUCCUCUUCGAGAACUACAUGGAAGCACAAGCCGCAACCGAGCGACGGCGCCGCGUCGAUCAAGGCAUGCCCGACGACAUGGAAGGCUGGCAAUCCGUUGAAAACGAUAUCCAGCCCGCGAAAGCCCUGCCCAUCUUACCCCGAGAAGGGAAAUUGCCGUGGUGGCGCGACGACACUCAGCAACAACCGCGGAUUAAGCAGGAAGCGGUUCAGCCUAGACCGCCUCCCGCGCAUAUCCAACCUAUCGAAGAGUCGCAGCCUCAGGUACCCGUUCCGUAG
Alternaria novae-zelandiae is the source of this 1290-nucleotide messenger RNA. RefSeq lists its product as uncharacterized. Gene Ontology annotation, biological process: regulation of transcription by RNA polymerase II. The transcript is spliced from 2 exons. Lineage: Eukaryota; Fungi; Ascomycota; Dothideomycetes; Pleosporales; Pleosporaceae. Gene Ontology annotation, cellular component: nucleus. Gene Ontology annotation, molecular function: DNA-binding transcription factor activity, RNA polymerase II-specific; RNA polymerase II cis-regulatory region sequence-specific DNA binding. The record is from RefSeq and is a predicted model, not a curated record. The coding region runs from base 1 to 1290 and encodes 429 amino acids.